Molecule: messenger RNA, 2050 nt
Organism: Ilex paraguariensis (yerba mate)
Lineage: Eukaryota; Viridiplantae; Streptophyta; Magnoliopsida; Aquifoliales; Aquifoliaceae
Source: the annotation of a GenBank genome assembly
AAAAAAGUGUAAAAGAUCAAACCAUAAUUAGGAAAAGGAAAAUUUCACACACACACACGCGCGCGCGCAAUAUAUAUAUAUAUAUGUAUUAUAUAUAUUAAACCCCGCUGUAGAACAGAGCAUCGGACCACUACAAAAGCUUACCUGGGCCUUAGCUUUAUUAACGCCGGCGGCUACUGGUUACCAGUCGACAACACCAUUGUGGAUUAUAUGAAGGUCGAGGUGUCUUGAUCUCUAUUCCAGCAACACUAGUUUUCUUCAUGAUGGAUUUCAAAUUCAUAGGUAAAACUUGGGUGGGCAACAUUUACCAGAAGUUUGAAGCUAUGUGCCAUGAGGUUGAUGAUUUUGUGAGCCAGGAGUCAGUUAAAUAUGCUGAGAAUCAGGGGCUGGACUCGGCUAAAUGCGUAGAGAAGCAGGAGCAGACUGUUGGUGAAAGUGUGAAAAGAUUUUGUUCUGAUGUUGUGGAAGGUCUACACCCUCCUCCUUUGGUGGAUCCAGUAACACAGAAUGUGCAAGAAGAGCCUGAGAAACAAAAAGAUUCCAUUGGGACCUGUAAUAGGUCAAUGAUUAGUAUCGAAGAAAAGCCUGUAGGUAUUGACGUGAAUAAAUCAUCUGGGGAGCAAGAUCCAAUUGAACCUUUAGAAAACCAUCAUUCAUCACCUUGCACCAUAUUGGGCCCUGUAAAGCUCAUCCCAUUUCAUACGGCAGGUUCCGCUAGAGCAGCAGUGUCUGAGUUAUCUAUGGAACAAGAAGAUGAUUCUUUAGUAAACAAAAAUGCAGAUGUGGUUUCUGGGGAAAAUGUUGUGGAAGAGGAGCAAUCUUCAUGUGGAGAGUUAAGUUCUCCAGAAGAUAAGGAUUUGUCUGAUGCGUCAUCAUCAAGUGAAUCUGUAGAUGAAAGUCAUAAAAAUGAGUUAUUUAUGAAGGUAUCACCUGCAAUGUCUGUUCAUGGUGCAGGGCUCAGCUCAUCCCAGAGAAACGCAACAAUUUGUAAUAGCUUUUCAGAGGUUGGGUGUGUUUCUAAUGUUUCAACCAAUCUUCAAUCUUCUGAAAUGGGGCUUUCAGUUAUUGCUUGUGAGAAGAAAGUAGUGGAAUCGGCACUUGCUUCUUCCAGCUUUUCCCUAUCAUUGGAAUCGUGCAAUCUGUCAGAAUUUUCACAUUCAACAUUCUGUUCAGAAUCAGAGAAAAUCUGCAAUAAUCCUAUUGAUGGAAGUGGGUCUGUUUCCGAUGUAUCCAGUGCUCUCUCUUCUUCUGAAUCUUUCCCAACAAUAGCAUUUGGCCGCAAAGUAGUGGAUUUGGGACUUGCUUUCUCCGGCAGUAUCUUGUCAUUGGAAUCAAAUGCUGGAUCAUCUGGAAUUAAGGAUGAUAUGUGCUGCUCCUGCAUUCAAUUAGAGGCUUACAUGUCUUCCUUGGAAAUUGGACAGGCAGAUGACCCGAGUAUUGAUUUGAAUGACCCUAGCAUGGAAACAAUUGACUUGUCUGAGAAAAUGUCCCUUGGUGAAAGUUGUGUUAUUGUGGACAGUCAAUUACCCUAUGCUGUCUCUUGCAGAGCAAGAAAACACAGAUCAUACAAGAAAAUUAUACAAGAUGCUUUUGCUUCGAGAAAGAGGUUGUCAAAGGAGUUCGAGCAGUUUGGAAUUUGGUAUGGAGACAUUGAUAUAGAGUCCAGCCAGCAAGCACCACAAAAUCUUUUAUCCUCCAUCCCCAUUUCUUCUUUUGAGCCAAAGAAACCAGCAACUCAUGAUUUAUGCGAUUCAGAAUGGGAGCUUCUAUAACUGCUUAGCUUGUCUGUAGAUAAUUAUGCACCCAUGCUGGUUAUGCAGCCGCUUUGCCUGUGCAGAUGAAUGUAGAAAGAUGAACCUAUUCAGAGAUAGGAAUUAUUUCCUGUAUUCGACUUUUAAAGAAGCUUUUGCGUUAUUUAAAUAAUGCUCACGCUAAUUUUCCUGUUUAUUCAGAAGAUGGAAUGCAUUAUAUGGGUAUUACAAACAACCAUAGUUGAUAUUAUGGAAUAAUAUAUUCCAUCUUGAUGCUUAUGCAAUGUUUUUAUCUGUCC